Cydia splendana is the source of this 3497-nucleotide messenger RNA. RefSeq lists its product as uncharacterized. The record is from RefSeq and is a predicted model, not a curated record. The transcript has a single exon. NCBI's taxonomy places the organism in Eukaryota, Metazoa, Arthropoda, Insecta, Lepidoptera, Tortricidae. The coding region runs from base 1 to 1401 and encodes 466 amino acids.
AUGGCUAGUGAUCAAAAAGGCUCGACAGAGCUGCAACCUGGUCCAAGCGGGAUGUCAAACAAACGAGCUAGAAGUAGAAGUUCAUCCAGCAGCAGUUCAAGCAGCACGUCAAGCUCGUCAUCUUCAAGCGGUCAAAAGCGGUCGCACCGCCACCGCCACAAGAAAAGUAAGCGAUCUCGGCGCUCCGCGCGCCUAAUGGACAAGCUGUUCAAGGAAAUGGGUGAGCUUCGCAAACAUAUUGCAGUUGGUAACGACAAUAAUGUUUGUCACGAUACUAAUUGUUUUGAAAAUAAUCGUUGCCUUGAAAAUUCAAAUGUUGCUUUCCCUGAUAACGAGUCAAUUCUGUCAGAGGUUAGUGGUGAUUUAUAUGAAGUUAACAAUGUGAAUGAUGCUCCAUGCCCAGACGCUGAGAGUCAAGACGCAAAUUCAAAUUUGCCGUUCACUUUUGACAUUGAAACAAAAUUAAAGGAACCUUCGGUCCCUAAAACUCCAGAUUUUUUUCUGAAAAUGCUUCUUGACGUUCAGCGCUUGGGAAGCGCAGCAUGGUCAGAGGUUAGAUACUCUGAUACACAAAAACUUUACAAUCAUACACCAGGUUUCGUAGACCUGGAAUCAAACGAAGAGGUAAAAAUGUAUGAUACUUCACGUCAUCUAGCUUAUGCUGAUAAAUCAUAUGCAGCUAUUACCUACUGCAUAUUGAAACAAAAACAGGCUAUUCAAGAUAGUAUUCGUAGUCUUUUGUCGUGGGCUAAAAAUAUGAAUUUUUCUUAUGACGAAUUAAAUACUAAAGUUGAUGAGCUUUUCCAAAAAGGCGAUCUACAAAAGGUUUCCUCUGAUCUUUUACAAUUAGUUUGUGGGCACCGCGCCGAAGCUAUCGAAAUGCGCAGAGAGGCCAUUACAAGCCAAAUUAAAGAACCACUUGUCAAGGCAUUAGUUAACAAAAUCCCCCCUUCCACAACUAACAUUUUUGAUGCUGAUUCUUUUACAUCAGCUCUUGAAAAGGCAGGAGGUGUUCGAAAAACGUUUUGGCCUCUUAAACAAAAUGCUCUAAGCAAGGCAAAUCAGCCUAACAGCCGCCCCUCGCGGGGGCAAGGCAUACGAAAACCUACAAUUCCAUCGCGUGGAAUUCAGUGCAAUGCGACUUCAGGGUACUUUCCCUCGCAAAAUAUGCAUAUGCAAACCUGUUAUAACGCACCCUCGCGGGGUGUAUGCCAUUGUCAGAAUUGUCAACAACCGAAUUACCCUUGGGUAACUCAACCAUCAAACAAUCAUCCUGCUUACCACACAAGUGGAAGAGGGUCAUUUCAAAAUCGAGGCUCGCGGCCCGAUCGUGGAGGUACCAGAGGACGAGGGAAUGCCGGUAGAGGUUACAAAGGUAACCAGAAACGGCAGAAACCAUGACUCGGAACCGUUUCAAGCAGGCCAGUUAGCGCACUUCCUCACUCAGUGGAAGAAAAUGGGAGCACCAGAAAUAGCAUUAAAGUUAAUCCGAGGAUAUCGCAUACCAUUCCUUGCAAAACCUCCUCUGGUGUAUCCCAAUUUAAAAACGGGCCCCUUUCACACUCCUGUGUCAAAGGAAAUGUCUUUAAUUGUGCACAACAUGAAAGCUCAAGGUGUUCUAAGUGUAGCACAACCGUCACCAAGCUUCAUUUCUCCUCUUUUCCUUGUGCCAAAACCGGACGGAUCAGCUCGACCAAUAUUCAACUUGAAAGCGCUAAACGAUUAUAUACUGGCCGAACCGUUUCACCUAAUAAACAUGCAUCGGAUUCCCGACUUCCUCCAACCAAACGACUGGAUGUGCAAGGUAGAUAUAUGCCAAGCUUACUUUCACGUGAAAGUAGCCGAGGCACACAGACGCUUCCUGCGCCUAAUUUACAACGGAGAAUUGUUAGAAAUGACGUGCUUGCCGUUCGGGCUAAGCACAUCUCCGAAAACGUUCUCAAUACUAACAAAUUGGGUAGCUCAAACCUUGCGACAACAAUGGGACGUCCGAAUUGUAGUUUACCUGGACGAUUUUCUGAUUGUCCAUCAAAAUGCAGACAUAUUACGAGAUCAUGUCAAAAUCACUAUUCAAACCCUCAUAAGUCUCGGAUGGAAAGUGAAUUUCGAAAAAUCGAUUCUGUAUCCUCAAAAAAGUAUAGUUUACUUAGGGAUACUUUGGCGAACUUGGGAAAACUUAAAAUCCUUACCAGAAGAAAAAGUAACUUCAUUGCGUCAAAAACUAGAAGAAGCUCUUUUUCAAGGAAAACUGACCUUAAAAAAUACUCAGAGAAUAGUAGGAUCUCUGAAUUUCGCCAGUUUUGUCGUUCCAAGGGGUCGGCUCAAUCAUCGACGACUUCUAAUGUUUCUAAACUCCCUGCCAGAUCCAUCGACCAUGUCAUUCCCGAUACCACAAAGUGUGUCCAACGAACUAAAUUGGUGGGUACAAAAUUGCCAGGCGUCCACAGUUCUACAUCACCCUCCCCCCACCAAUUUUCUAACAACCGAUGCGUCGGACCAAGCCUGGGGGGCGCAGUUGAACGACCUAGCUCUGUCAGAAGCUUGGCCUCGAGAAGAACAGAACCUUCAUUGCAAUCAGAAGGAAAUGUUAGCCAUCCUUCAUGUUCUUCAAGGUUACGCUCACCUGUUGCAUCACAGUUCGAUGCUUAUACAAUGCGACAACAGGACGGCCGUAGCCCAUCUAAGGAAAGAAGGGGGGUCGAAAUCGUUAGCUCUAGUAAACAUAACCCAUCAGAUUUUAGAUCUUCUAGAUCAAAAUCAAAUACACUUCAGCGUACACUAUCUACCGGGCAAGUACAAUUGUCAAGCCGAUCACCUAUCGCGUCGUCGCCUACCGCCGGAAUGGCACUUACUACCGGCUUGCGUAGAGAAAGUAUUUGCGAAGUGGGGAACACCGGUGGUGGAUCUAUUUGCCUCAGCAACAGCCCAUGUGGUACACAAUUAUGUAUCUCGAGACCUGAGAGACCCUCAAGCGAUGUACCACGACGCAUUCAGCACUCCAUGGAACUACCCACUCGCGUGGGUGUUCCCACCACCUUUUCUGAUGCCCAAAGUCCUCGCUCAAUUGAACCAAUCGACUGGGAUAUUUCUCGUAGUAGUACCUCGCUGGGAGAAAGUGUUCUGGCGGGCAGAUCUCAAAGCCCGAGCGCUAGCAGCGCCUCUUACUCUGAGGAACCUGCGGAAGAAUCUCGUCGACACGUUGACAGGGCUACCACCUCCCCAAGUCGACGAAAUGAUUCUCGAGGUUUGGAAGUGUGGGGGUGGUCUGAGGCGCUAGAGUCGUGGAGUUCAGAUCAACUAUCACUGCUUAAAAACUCUUGGAGAAAAUCGACUUUAAGAACCUACAAAACAGCUUGGCAACGUUGGAUUUCUUGGGCAAGUACAAAAAAUAUAAACCCAAAAAAUCCGACAGGAGCUCAACUAGCACAGUUUUUAUCAGAUUUACAUUUAAUUGAUAAAUUAUCUUAUAAUACCAUACUUUUACACAAAUCAGUCGU